Molecule: messenger RNA, 1057 nt
Organism: Oncorhynchus tshawytscha (Chinook salmon)
Lineage: Eukaryota; Metazoa; Chordata; Actinopteri; Salmoniformes; Salmonidae
Product: beta-crystallin B3-like
Exons: 6
Coding region: 155-853 (232 amino acids)
Biological process (GO): lens development in camera-type eye; visual perception
Molecular function (GO): structural constituent of eye lens
Source: RefSeq, a predicted model, not a curated record
GCCCCUAGUGCCUGCUCGCCAGGCCUCAACACUCACACGCCCUCAUACAGAGUGAGAAAGAGAGAAAUAAAUAAAAGAAAAGAAAGAACAAGGAAAAACGAAGAGAGUGUGCCUCGUACGUGGUGCAGUGAAGCACAAGCCAUCCAGAGGUAAAAUGUCAGAGCAGCAGGGUGUACCGGAGCAGCUAGCAGCUGGAAAGAGCCAAGGAGGGGCAGGAGCCACCUAUAAGGUGGUGGUGUUUGAGUUCGAGAAUUUCCGUGGGAAGAAGGUGGAGCUGUCUGCAGAGUGUAAGGAUGUGAUUGAGAAGGAAUGUGAGAAGGUGGGAUCUGUCAUUGUGGAAUCUGGACCCUGGGUGGCGUUUGAGUGCCAGGCAUUUGGGGGGGAGCAGUUUGUCCUGGAGAAGGGCGAGUAUCCUCGUUGGAGCACCUGGACCAACAGCCAGACUAACAACUACUUGCUGUCCUUCAGGCCACUCCGAGUGGACAGUGCAGAUCACAAGCUCCACCUGUUUGACAAACCAGGUUACGCAGGGAGGAAGAUGGAGAUUGUGGACGACGACAUCCCCAGCCUGUGGGUCCAUGGCUUCCAGGACUGUGUGGCCAGUGUAAAGGCUCUGAAUGGAACGUGGGUGGGCUACAUGUUCCCAGGCUACAGGGGCCGCCAGUAUGUCUUUGAGCUUGGAGACUACAAGCACUGGAACGACUGGGGAGCCACGGCGCCUCAGAUCCAGUCCGUCCGACGAGUGCGUGACAUGCAGUGGCACAAAAGGGGCUGCUUCACCGCCUCUGCCCCGCCCCCUGCCCCCACUCCUGCACCCAACCCCACACCCCCACCCACCGCUGGCACCAGCUGAAAGACAGUGGCUGUGGCCCCAGGCUCCCUAAGAAGCCAAACCCGGGCCCCCCAACCAUCCAGGGCUCCACUGAGUCUCUCCUCAUCACAGAGGGCCACCAAGAAACAACGAACUCGGAAGUGAAGUGACCAUCACGGACUUACCUAUGUGUCUGGAGUGGAAAUAAUAAAGGCUUUGACCCUGAUUUGGUUUGAUCCAACUGGA